GACGGACGAUUAUUUUACUGUUUUUGUGUUAAAUUUAUAUUAAAAAUGUCGACUUUAGCAGCGGCUUUAUCUGUUGCGGGGACUAGAACCUCAGGAGCAUCUGUACGAACUCAAAAUGUAAUAGCAGCAGCUGCUAUAGCCAACAUAGUGAAGAGCUCUUUAGGACCAGUGGGCCUGGACAAAAUGCUUGUGGAUGACAUCGGAGAUGUUACAGUCACUAAUGAUGGUGCCACCAUUCUCAAAAUGCUUGAAGUGGAGCACCCAGCUGCCAAAGUAUUGGUGGAGCUGGCACAUUUGCAGGAUGAGGAGGUUGGUGAUGGGACAACCUCUGUUGUGAUCAUUGCUGCAGAACUGCUCAAGAAUGCGGAUGAACUCGUAAAGAACAAGAUCCACCCGACAAGCAUCAUCUCAGGCUACCGUCUGGCAUGCAAGGAGGCCGUCAAGUACAUUCAAGACAAUUUGACUGUCACAGUGGAGUCACUUGGCCGAGCGUCACUGAUAAACUCUGCCAAGACCACAAUGUCUUCAAAACUUAUUGGAGCUGAUGCAGAUUUCUUUGCAGAAAUGGUAGUAGAAGCAGCACAGGCAAUCAAAACGACAGACCCUCGCGGCAACGCAGCUUACCCAAUCAAGGCCGUGAACAUUUUGAAGGCUCAUGGCCGUAGUGCAAGGGAGAGUGUGCUCAUAAAAGGAUACGCCCUUAACUGCACUGUGGCGUCUCAAGCCAUGCCUAAGAAAAUUGUGAAUGCUAAGAUUGCAUGCUUGGACUUUUCUUUGCAGAAAACUAAGAUGAAGAUGGGUGUUCAGGUGCUGGUAACCGACCCAGAGAAACUAGAAGCGAUUCGCGCUCGUGAAUUAGACAUCACAAAAGAACGUUUGCAAAAGAUCUUAGCAGCUGGUGUGAAUGUGAUAUUAUGCACUGGCGGUAUUGAUGACCUGUGCAUUAAGUAUUUCGUUGAGUCAGGAGCAAUGGGUGUCCGUAGGUGCAAGAAGGCUGAUCUGAAGAGGAUCGCCAAGGCCACUGGCGCUAGCUUCCUUACCUCGCUUACUAAUAUGGAAGGCGAAGAAGUAUUUGAACCAAGCAUGAUCGGUGAAGCCGCGGAAGUAGUCCAGGAACAAAUCUGCGAUGACCAGCUCAUCUUGAUCAAAGGGCCCAGCGCGCGCACGGCGGCGUCGAUGAUCCUGCGCGGGCCCACGGACGCGUACGUGGACGAGAUGGAGCGGUCGGCGCACGACGCGCUGUGCUGCGUGCGCCGCGUGCUGGAGUCCGGCCGCGUCACGCCCGGCGGCGGCGCCGUCGAGGCCGCGCUCUCCAUCUACCUCGAGAACUUCGCCACCACGCUGAGCUCCCGCGAGCAGCUGGCGAUCGCUGCGUUCGCGCAGUCGCUGCUGGUGAUUCCCAAAACAUUGGCGGUGAACGCGGCGCGCGAUGCCACCGACCUCGUCGCCAAACUGCGCGCAUACCAUAAUUCCUCACAGACCAAGGUAGAACAUGCGAACCUCAAAUGGGUAGGUCUGGACCUGAUAGAAGGCACGUUGCGCGACAACCUAGCUGCCGGCGUUCUCGAGCCAGCAAUCUCCAAGAUCAAGUCUCUAAAGUUCGCCACUGAAGCCGCGAUCACCAUCCUGCGUAUCGACGACAUGAUCAAGUUGGACCCAGAGCCGAAGGGCAAGAGCUACGAAGAUGCCUGCCAUGCAGGAGAACUCUAAUGCGUGUAUCAAAGAUCUCAGUAUUGCACUAGUUUGAAUUUUGAUGCAGAAUAUUUCAAUUGUUAAAUUAAACUGAGGUUGGAGACUCAUAAACUCAUUCUUAUUCUAUAACUUUUUUACAAUUAAUAGUUUUAUAUAACUUCAAAAGUUAUAGAAGUAUUUGUGAGAUGACCAAAAGUUCUGAUUGUUGCAUGUAUUCAUUUUUGUGCACUUUUCCUUGGGAGUAUAAUGUUGCAUUAUUUCACAUCGUGUCCAUAAUUCCCUCAAAUAUUCACGUAGUGACAAUGUCCUGGGAUCGCAUUAUCAAAAUAACUGUGAACGAGUGCUUGAGUGAGGUGCCUGAAUGUUACUGCUGCAUUUUGUUAGAAAUAUUUAUCUUUAAGUUUGAUAUACUUACCCUACC
Molecule: messenger RNA, 2113 nt
Organism: Hyposmocoma kahamanoa
Lineage: Eukaryota; Metazoa; Arthropoda; Insecta; Lepidoptera; Cosmopterigidae
Gene: CCT1
Product: T-complex protein 1 subunit alpha
Exons: 10
Coding region: 46-1710 (554 amino acids)
Biological process (GO): protein folding
Cellular component (GO): chaperonin-containing T-complex
Molecular function (GO): ATP binding; ATP hydrolysis activity; ATP-dependent protein folding chaperone
Source: RefSeq, a predicted model, not a curated record